GAGGGAGGCCGGGCGGGGUUGUGAUGCGGCCGUUGUUUUUGUAGGGUCGCGGGUCGUGCUGCGGAGAGGGAAAGGCGGCCCAUGGAGCCGGGGAGCGCCUGGCGGGCGGCGUAGCCCGGCCCCCGCCGCUUUGUUAGCGCAAACACACAAACGCGCCCAAACGCGCCUCACCUGGGCGGCGAAGAGGAGGGAGCGCUCCCAUACAUAAUGGGCACUCGGCUCCUGCCCCCCGGGCCGCCGCAGAGCAGCGGAAAGAAUGUCGGCGCGGGCCGCGGGUGACGUCAGAAGGGAGCAGCGCAGAGCGGCGGCGGCCAGGCAGCGGCAGCGGCGGCCCCGGCACGGCGAGGGAGGCGCAGGCGGAGGAGGCGGGAGCGGCGCCGGCCCCGCCGCCACCGCAGCGGCAAUGGCGGCCGUCGGGGAGCGCAGGUCCCUGCCCAGCCCCGAGGCGAUGCUGGGGCAGCCCUGGAGCCACUGGGUCGACGCCGCUAAACUUCACGGGAACGACGGAACUGCACUAGAAGAAAGUUUCAAGGAAUACGGGAAAAAUCGAGAAGCGAUGCGACUCUGCCGAGAAGAUAUGCCAAUAUUUGGUCUUUGCCCGGCUCAUGAUGAUUUCUAUUUGGUGAUGUGUAACCACUGUAAUCAGGUCGUAAAACCACAGGCAUUUCAAUCACAUUAUGAAAGAAGACACAGCUCCUCCAGCAAGCCGCCUUUGACUCCUCCCUCCUCUUCAGUAUUUUCCCUCAUUUCAUCUUUCCCUUCAAAAAACAAAGGUAGCGGCGGAAGUGGGAGCAAUCGUUCAUCCAGUGGAGGUACUAGUGCAUCAUCAUCAUCAUCAUCAAGUUCCAAGUUGUUGAAAUCACCCAAAGACAAGCUGCAGAUCAGCGGAAACAACAGGUUAAUGCAUCCGGUACAGCAUAGCAAAGUUCCCCAUGAUAAAAUUAUGACUCCAUCUGUCAAAGUGGAAAAGAUUCAUCCAAAGAUAGAUGGUGCCCAACUGAAAGCUGCUGUUGGUCCAACUUGUUCUACUACUGUGAGUUCCUCAAUAAAGACUGGCCUUAAUUGUCCCUCAAUACCAAAGCCACCCUUGCCUUCCCCUGGACAGAUACUGAAUGGUAAAGGUCUUCUCUCUGUGCCUCCAUUUUUGGAAAAGAAACCUGAAGAAAAUACAAAUAAUAGGAAAUUUUUACAUAAAAGAUUGUCAGAGAGAGAAUUUGAUCCUGAUAUAUACUGUGGUGUCAUUGAUGUGGAAACCAAGAAACCCUGUACUAGGUCUUUGACCUGCAAGACACAUUCCUUAACGCAGCGGAGGGCUGUACAGGGUCGAAGAAAACGAUUUGAUGUGUUGUUAGCUGAGCACAAAAGCAAAACCAGGGAAAAGGAACUUCUUCGACAUUCGGAUCAUCAUCAGCAGAUGCCCCCUCUCAGGGAACCACAUCCCUCACCUACUAAAACUUCCCAGGAGCUGCACCAAAAUUCUCAUGGAGUUACUCUUACAGAAUCAAAGCCUUUAUUACCUAAUAAACCCAAACCUCACCCCCCCAGUCUUCCAAGGCCUCCAGGCUGUCCAGCCCAGCACAGUGGAAAUGCCCCCAGUGAUUCUCCUUCAGUCCACGAGUCCCCUCACCCUCCCUUGCCUGCAGCUGAGCCAGCAUCUCGGUUAUCCAGUGAUGAGGGAGAAUGUGAUGAAAAAGAAGAGCCUGUUGAAAAACUGGAUUGUCAUUAUUCAGGUCAUCAUCCUCAACCAGCCGCUUUUUGCACAUUUGGUAGUCGGCAGAUUGGAAGAGGUUAUUACGUGUUUGAUAAGCGGUGGAACCAUAUUCGAUGUGCACUUAACUUCAUGGUGGAGAAGCAUCUUAAUUCGCAGAUGUGGAAGAAAAUUCCACCAGCAUCUAGUAGCACAGCAGCAGUUCGUGCACCGCACCGGACAAAUGCGAUACCUGCUUCGCAGUAUGGGGUCAGCACGACGGGUUUCCUCCUCCCCACCACUGUUAUGUCCUCUCCAGCUCUGGUGUCUCCUUCCUGUACGUCUCUGAACAAUAAAUCGGUACCAUCACAUGGAACUACACUAAAUGCAAAUCCCGCUACCUUGGGUGCAGUGGAUCCUGUCUGCAGUAUGCAAUCAAGACAAGUGUCUUCGUCUCCUUCAACACCUACAGUGCUUUCCUCUGUACCUUCACCUAUGCCCAGCAAACCUCAGAAGUUGAAAUCCAGCAAAUCUUUUAAACCUAAGGAAUCUCCUGCUGGCAGUGGCACCUGUAACAGCACCGGCAGCGUCAGCAGCGGCGGCGGCUCAGGAAAGAAGCGUAAAAACAGUUCCGCACUGCUAGCACCUUCUCAUUCCACAGAGUCCUUCAGAAAAAACUGCGUGGUUAACUCUGGAAACUCUGGGACCUCCUAUCACCCAUCGGUGACAUCUUCGUCCCACAGCGUUGGCCUCAAUUGUAUGACUAGCAAAGCUAACUCCGUUAGCCUCAAACAUGACCAAUCAGGGAGGGGUCCUCCUACUGGAAGCCCUGCAGAAUCAAUAAAAAGAAUGAGUGUGAUGAUGAACAGCAGCGAUUCCACUCUCUCCUUAGGGCCAUUUGUUCAUCAGUCCAGUGAGCUGACUGUGAACUCGCACAGCGGUUUUUCACAUUCGCAUCCUUCCCUAGACAAACUAAUAGGGAAGAAAAGAAAGUGCCCACCUGGUUCUAGCAGCAUAAACAGCAGCAGCAGCAGCAAGUCAAACAAAGUUGCCAAAUUGCCAUCGGUGAAUAACGUUCACGCAAAACACACUGGUGCAAUCCCAGGGACACAAGGACUGAUGAACAAUUCUCUUCUUCAUCAGCCAAAGGCACGUCCCUGAUAGCUGAAUAUACCAUGGUGAGAAAAGAACUGGACAGUUUUCACUACAAGCAAAACCUCCAUCUGGAAUUCUGGACUCCAAGAUGCCUUGAGUUUUCCCAGCUUCCCAUGGUCCUCAGGUGUGGAAAUCUACUGGACUGUCAUUCAAACAAGGAAUUUCCCUGAAGCCAUGUCUGUAGCAGUGAAAAUACUAGAAAUGGACACUGGAUGAAGUUCAGCCACAUAAUUGCUCUUAUCAGUGUUAACGGUGGUCUGGACUAGUUUGCUACAAAUCUGUGAGAUUUACUUACAGGAGUACUUCAUCUUGCCACUAUUUGACAUAGAUUGGCUGGGCAAAGGAAUGUUUUCUGGGGGGGAAAUAAACAUUACUGUGGACUUAUUUUUAUACUGAUGGUGUCUUUUGUAGGUGAUAGCUGCCAGGUGGACACUGUCAGCAGAGGGGACCCCACAACAAGGGGCACAAAUGCGUGAGGCACAAUGGAAAGAAGCCCUCGAGAAGGGAAUAUGGCUUUAGUGUUUUUAUAGCAAUGUUCCUUUAAUGGAAUACAAAAAUAGCACAAUUCAAACAAGCAGUCUGCGUUUUGCCCAGCCUUUUGCAAGUGAUUUGGGAUAAGAAGGUAUCAGGAGUUUAAAAACAAACGUUGAAACACCAAUAGGAACAGUAAACAGCAAAAACUUGUUUGAGGCCAUGGCUCAGAAAGCAAGUAUAAAAAUGUUGUGCUUGGGUGAUACAGAAAUUAUUUUUUAUUCUUUUGGAUAAGAUCUGAUUGCAGAAGAAGUUAAUUGUUUUUUAAGCAGUCCAAAAAUAUGAAGCAAAGGCAAAUAACCUCUAGAACUAUGUGCCCAAAGAACGUAUUUCUUGACCUUUACUGUAUGCCAUCAACCUUUGUUAUUUGUAAAAUAACAACCGUGUUGGUUACGUUAGGCUGGCUUGGCCUUCCAGCCUGUAAAAAAAAAAAAAAUAGCCCUUUUAAAGUGAAGUAUUUAAACUAUUUAAAUAUUUUCUAAAAAAUAGUAAUAAUAAUAAUAAUAAUAAAAGUCACUUAUUUUAUGCCUUCUUUGUAGAACUGAAGCUUUGAUGCUUUCAACCACUCAGAUUUUAUUUUAUUUCCCCAAAACUGGGGAGCGGAUGACAGCUGAGUUCCACGUCAGGUGCAGCUGUGCGCAUUGCAGCCGUUGUGCUCCUGCCUGGCACUGUGAGUCGGGGGCUCUGCACGGUUCUGUGCACCCUCUCAGUCUGCAGGAAACGUUUUGUGUUGCUUCAGAACACCUCAGAAGUGAAUUCAAGGGCUCGUUGUAUUGGGGUUUGGUUCGUCGGGGUUCUUUUGUUAAGUUUUUAGGUAAAGUCUCAAAACGGACUGAACUUUUCUGAAGGGGCAAAGCCAAGGCAAGCAAAGUAUUGACCAAGAAGACAUUUUUCUGCCUUAAAGGGGCACCAGCUGUCGCUGAGAACAGACAAUCUGAGCCUGUCACGUUGUUCCCGUUGCCCAGCCUUCCCCAUUUCGGUGGCAAGUUGUACAUCAGGGAAUCCAAAGCCACUACCAGUAGCAGUCGCUGAGUUGUUUACCUGACGAUGCUUUCAGUUUCACCUGAACUUGCUCCAGAACCGGUGUCGUACGGCAAAGCAAGCAGCCUCUAUGCAGACACUUGAGCUUCUGAAUGGAUACAAGAGAUCACUCUUAGAAAGCGACGCGUUAUGGACUCUUAUUAUGCAAACUUUAAUUUAAAAACAAAAUCCCACGCAACUUUUCAGGAACAGAAGGAUUUGUGAUUAAUAAGGCGCCCUACUGAAAGGAUUGUUGGAACUGUGAUGGGUUUAACGUGAAAGGAACCAAAGUAUUACGCCACAAAGAGAAAUCAAAAUGCAUCAUUCAGUCCCGCACGCGUGGAAUCAAAUCCAUGCUGCGAGGAAAUCUCUGGGGCAGAAAUGUCACUUUGGGACGGUCUCAGUCACAAGUGCGAUUCGACUCUUCUAAAUACAAAGGAGACAAUUUGGCAAGAAUGGAAUCUCGUGAGUUUGCAACCAAACUCGUUCAUAAGGUUCUGUUGAUCCGAAAGCAAAAUGCAAACUCGUGCUCCUCCGGCAGCACAGGAAGGGAGAGCAGAGCCGGGCUGGAAGCUGCUGGAAGAGCGGGCUGCAGCACUGCGGGUCUGUGUGCCCAUGGGCAUGGAUGGAGCUGCCUCCAUGUCGUGUGUGAGAUGUCGGCUACAAGCAGAGCGUUGUUCCGGAGCUUCUACUGUCCCCUGGUUCUGACUGUAAAUAACAAAGGAAGCUGAAAAUCAAUUUUCCUAGCAAAAAUGAAUUUGCAGUGGCUGGGUUGUUUCUAGACAGAUUUUGGUAUUAAUUUAAGAGAUACACUUUUUAUAGUCUUUCCGACUUCUCGUUAUGACUCCUGCAGUUUUCUUAACCUAAAAACAUUGCUGCAAUGAUGAACAAAGAAUUAUACAAGAAAAAGAAAAACAUACUUUUGUAUCUUUAUUUUGGAAUUUCUUGUUCUAUUAUAAAUAUUGAAGUAUCCCUAUUUCAGAAGACGUAUUUUGUUAAUUGAUUGUACAUAUUUAAAUAUGUAUUUUUGCACAGGUCUUUUUUUCUGAUAUCCAGUUUUGGUACAAUUGAGAUCAUCUAGUAUUUAUUUAUUAAUUAAUUAAAAAAAAAAAGGCAAAAAAAAAAAAAAAAGAAGAAGAAAAAGCAAAUACCUUUUCUGUUAUAUAUAUAUAUAUAUAUGUGUGUGUGUGUAUAUAUAUAUAUAAUUUGAAGUGGUUCACUGCCAAGCCAAUAGCAACAUGCCUACUUUGCAACUCAAGGGGUGCCUCCACGUGCCUGGAGCCACAUCCCUGCCACGUCCCUCGCUCCGCUGUUGCUUCUCGGUUGCCUGAUCCAGAGGACUCCGUUUAGUGACACACUGCUUCCCUUGCUUCGCGUUGGUGUGUGCGUCCGUGUGGGUCUCACGUGGUUUCAGACUAAAGGAAAAACUGAAAGUGCCUGAUAGAACUCGAUCUGAGCUCGGACUGCUGAGACAGCUUCUCCUUAAAUGACUUGAAUGUUCAGUUGAAAUCUCGGAGCUUGCUUUUUCCACCUAUAUAUAAUAGAUGUGUGUGUAUAUGUGUGUGUACAUAUAUAUACAUACACGUUUAUAUAUAUAUUUUCUGAAGUUGUUGAGAUGGAUUGAUGGCAGAAAAGCAAACAGUGCUGGUGAGUUUUGUGCUUUGUUUCCAUUGGAGUACCUUGUGCUGGAACAAUCCCAUUAGUAGUGCAGAGCGGGAGUAGCGCCAAGAGUUCGGAGCGUGGGCUUCCUUUAACCAGCAGUGGAUUGAGCUGUGUCAUUUGGGGCAGGAAGGGGAUGGGGGGUUAUUCAUCCAUAAGUGAAACAACUUAGGAAAUGUUCCCAAAAGUCCAUAUUCCGGGAAAGGAAAACAAAAACCCAGUAAGUACCUCUCGACACCACUCAGAAAUAAAGAUGUAAUUUCCAAGUGACAUUUCUAAGGCAGUUUGUCUUCCUGUAAGAGUUCUCUUGCCAAGGAAUCUCUCUUAUCUCUCACUCAUUCUGUCCCGGAGGAGGGAAUUGGGCUUGGAAAGAUUCUUCACGUUUCGCUGUUGAGCAGAAAAUAAUCAUUUUUACAUUUUGUGCGAGAUAUUUUACGUUUUAAAGAGGAUAAUUUGAAAAAUGAGCACUACGUAAUGUCAAUGUGAAUGUAGGCCUUGAAAGCGUCUUGCUCGGUGUUGAGCCUGGUUCUAAAAGCAAUCUCCUGUGUACAAUGUGUGAAUAGUUUGAUAAUUUGUAUACAUAAUCAAGAGCAUCUGAUCAGCUGAACUCCGUGUUGGCUGCUGUAUAGUACAUGAACAAAUGUCAUGGGAUAGAAAAAUUACUUUGGAUAUUUAAAAGAAAAAUAAAUAUAUAGUCUAUUUGUUUUGUAACAAGUUUCUGUAAAUAAAAUAAUUUAUACUAUUUAUAAGAAAAAGUUGUGCUUUGCUUCAUGACAAAGAUUAGUUUGUUGAACAAACAUGUUACUAAACAAGGCAAUAAAAUUAGGACUUUUCAAUAAAUGAGGUUGGUUGCAUGGAA
Tympanuchus pallidicinctus (lesser prairie-chicken) is the source of this 6911-nucleotide messenger RNA. RefSeq names its product ataxin 7 (gene ATXN7). The coding region runs from base 257 to 2848 and encodes 863 amino acids. The transcript has 12 exons. Lineage: Eukaryota; Metazoa; Chordata; Aves; Galliformes; Phasianidae. The record is from RefSeq and is a predicted model, not a curated record.